Mobula hypostoma (lesser devil ray) is the source of this 2157-nucleotide messenger RNA. RefSeq lists its product as uncharacterized. The coding region runs from base 1 to 744 and encodes 247 amino acids. Lineage: Eukaryota; Metazoa; Chordata; Chondrichthyes; Myliobatiformes; Myliobatidae. The transcript is spliced from 4 exons. The record is from RefSeq and is a predicted model, not a curated record.
AUGGAUGGUGCGCCCUCAGGAUUCCCCCCCAACCGAGAGGCUGUUCAUCUGACUGUGCAGCUCUGCCUCACUUCUGCAUUGGAAAUGGCGGAUUUCCGGAGCAAGGCUCGAAUCUUUCAGGUUUGCUCAGAUGACGUGGGCCUUAUCUCAAAUAUCAAUGAAUCAGAGUACAGGAUGGAGAUGGAGAGCCUAGAAAAUUAUGCUGCAAACGGUGAAGGGGAGAGUGAUGGCGAGGUGAGUUCGGGGGAGGAGCUGAGAUGGUGUGUUGCAGAACCGUUGCAGUUGGAGUUCCAAUACCCCUACAGCUGGCCCGGGAGCGAGGUUGGAUCACUCUGGGUGCCAAAAGGAGAAAUUGGGGCCCCGGCAGAGAAGUCCCGAUGCUCAUUCAACAGACCCAGGUGUGAGGAUGGAUCACUCUGUGCACCGAGCCGGUGUGAAGAGCUUGAGAGCAGCUUUGGGCCAGGUGACAGAAUCUGGGCCCGGAGUGAGUCACUGGGCACUGUGAUAUGGGCCCAGAGCAUUUCGCAGCAGCGGAGCCUGAGUCCUAGUGCGAAAUACGAUACGUUAUUUAGACAAAAAAUGCCAACCCAGAUUGGAGUGAGAGCCGAUUUCACUCGCUCUCCGCAAUCUUCACCCCUCUCUUCUGGGCACCGGAGUCUUCCACUGUUCCGUUGUUGGGUCACGUUAAACACCAGCCCAGAUAGACUCAAAGGCAAGCUUCCGGGAGAAUAUCCAGGAAUGUGAAAGUCCAGCCGACCAGACCCAAACAAGCAGAGAGGGCCUCCACUGUCACUCCAGUGCACAGCAGCUGACACUGAUGUCCAAAUCCAAACAUCGAUAAAUACGAUGCCCAGAGUUUAUUUUUACAUUCAAUGAUUUGCAAAAUGGAGUCAGGAAAUAAGGUUAAUUUGCGGUCAGACUUUGCAUGUGUAGAUGGAAACCCCCAGGUCUUUUUCGGAAGGCACACUCACAGCUGUAGUUUCCAGUGUAACUUCUGACCAGAUCUUCAGGACUAAACAACUGCCACGUCCACAACACCCUCGAGAAAGGCAGAGGGCUUCCUCCGACUCUCACAGCAUCGACCAACAACUUUAAACAUACUUUAAACUACAACCACCUCAGUAACCACCCACCAACCUACAGUGCCCCCUCUGUAACCCCUUCCUACACCCUGUCUCUCUGUAACCCCUUCCCCUAACCCCUCCCCCUCUCUGUAACCCCCUCCCUCUUGCUGUAACCCCCUCCCCUACACCCCUCCAUAUGUCUGUAACCCCCUCCCCUACACCCCUCCUCUCUCUGUAACCCCCUCAGUGGAUGUGAGACUGUGUGUGUGUGUGUGUGUGUGUGUGUGUGUGUGUGUGUGUGUGUGUUUGUGUGAGUGUGAGAAUGUCUGUGUAUUUAAGUGUGUGUGUGUGUGUGUGUGCGUGUGUGUGUGAGAGAGAGAGAGAGAAAGUCUGUGUGUUUGUGUGAGUGUGAGAAUGUCUGUGUCUUUAAGUGUGUGAAUGUGUGUGUGUGUGUGUGUGUGUGUGAGAGAGAGAGAGAGAGAGAGAGAGAAAGUCUGUGUGUUUGUGUGAGUGUGAGAAUGUCUGUGUCUUUAAGUGUGUGAAUGUGUGUGUGUGUGUGUGUGUGUGUGUGUGUGUGUGCGUGUGUGUGUGUGUGUGUGAGAGAGAGAGAGAGAGAGAGAGAGAGAAAGAGAGAGGCUAACUUUACUGGCAGUUUCACAGAAAUUAUUUUGGUGAACAUAUUGUUCAGGGAACGACUAUUUCCCAGCUAGCACUCAACAAAUCUCCCGGCUGUAGAACAGCUGGAAAUCCCAUUCAGUGUUAAUGGUUUAAAUCACACACAACCAAACAUGAAACAAAUAACCAGAGGGGAUGGUUCUAUGGAGGCCUUGUGUUGCCAGGGGAACGGUGACGCAAGUCUGUUCCACUUAUACUCUUGGCAGGCUGCCAACUCCGCUCUUGAUGACUGGGGUAAAGACUAAUCCUCGUCGAGGUUAACCUUCCUCUGUCUGAGUUUUCUCAGCAAUGUCCUUUAAAGCCCUGGAACAGCAGAACCCAGCCAUCCAAAGGGAAAGAGAUUCCAAUGCUUCCCCAAAGCAGAGUGAGGUUUUGCCAGGAAUUUCUGGGUUUAAAUUCCCGGGAGUAACAACUUCAG